Messenger RNA from Raphanus sativus (radish), 707 nucleotides. RefSeq names its product basic leucine zipper 43-like. NCBI's taxonomy places the organism in Eukaryota, Viridiplantae, Streptophyta, Magnoliopsida, Brassicales, Brassicaceae. The transcript has a single exon. The record is from RefSeq and is a predicted model, not a curated record. Gene Ontology annotation, biological process: regulation of DNA-templated transcription. Bases 132 to 707 code for a protein of 191 amino acids. Gene Ontology annotation, molecular function: DNA-binding transcription factor activity.
UUAGUUACUGGAGUGUUUCACCUGCUAAAGUUAGAACAGUUGUCUUCAUGCAAGUUAAUUUGUGUGUCAUUAAAUAGCAUCUAACAUCUUAAUUAAUUUUAAGCCUACACUAACCUCUCUCUCCCAUUUUGAUGAUAAGACAUCUAAAACCUAACAUGGAGUCUAGUCCCCAUCGCUCUCAUCAUUGUUUCGACAUCCUUGAAGGAAUGCCACCACAGGACGAUCAUUUCAACUCAUCAUCUCUACAAAACCCUAGCUUCCAUGUCCACUUGCAGUCCCUAUCAUCAAACUUGCCGACCCGCAGCAACAACAACCGCUAUCACUUAAACCCAAAUGGAGAGACCUUUUGCCACAGAGAGAGUUUUGAUCCAGAAGAAAGAAGGGAAAGAAGAAUGGUAUCUAACCGAGAAUCUGCAAGAAGGUCUCGUAUGCGGAAGAAGAAGCAGAUAGAAGAGCUGCAGCAACAAGUGGAGCAGCUCAUGAUUUUGAAUCAUAACUUGUCUGAGAAAGUCAUUAAUUUGUUGGAAAGUAACCACCAGAUCUUACAGGAGAACUCACAGUUGAAGGAGAAAGUCAAUUCAUUUCACUUGCUCAUGGCGGAAAUGCUAAUACCUAUGAGAAAUGUAGACGGCAGCAUCAGUGACCGCGAGGUGAAUCAUCUCAGAGGAGAGACUUCGAACAGGACCAACACUUUCUUUGGUAAGUAA